Molecule: messenger RNA, 1419 nt
Organism: Calliphora vicina (urban bluebottle blowfly)
Lineage: Eukaryota; Metazoa; Arthropoda; Insecta; Diptera; Calliphoridae
Exons: 3
Coding region: 130-1347 (405 amino acids)
Source: RefSeq, a predicted model, not a curated record
AAUAAAAAGCUUUUUCUUUUAUUCUUCUUUAAGCUUUUCUUUCUAUCAUAUUAUCGCGUUGUUGCUUUUAGUGCUCGUACUUAUUUUCUGUGUUUUUCAUUUUACAUCACGAGCCUAUCUAUCAAUGCCAUGAAUUCCUUAAACACUGAUUGUCUCAUUGAAAUUGUGAAAUUUCUUAAUUUAAAAGAUCAAGUUACAUUAAAUCAAGUAGACAGCAGUCUACAGUUGGCAGUAACAACUCUAUGGCUGAUCAAAUACAAACAUAUCCAUAUCAAUUUCUUAGAAGUACCCUUAACUAAUCAAGAAUUUUGGAUAUUUCUUAAAACUAUUAAAGAUGCAGUGGAAGUACUACAAUUGAGAUUUUUAACCAAAGAUAAAUAUGAAAUAAUGAAACAGUUUUGCUUUAAGCGAGUCCAUAAUUUUCGAUUUACACUUAGCAAACCUUACUUCCUGGAAGAUAAUGAUUUAAAAGAUUUGAGGAAAAUGUUGCCAAAUCUGAAAGCAUUUAGUCCACAUGGCAAUUUAUCUGGUCUCUAUAUGGAUGAGUGGCCGUUAUUAAAGGAUCUCAAUUUAAGUUUUUGUUUUAAACUUGAAAUGCAACACUUUCACACCAUAAUAAAUCAACUGAAAUUGGAGAAAUUAAAACUAAAUGUAUUUCCCAAUAACAAUCAAUUUGAACAGAUGAAUUUGUUGGAUGCCCAACUGGAGUAUUUGAAAUAUUUAGAAUUAAACACUUAUGAAUUUUACUACUUUUUGGCGAAGCCUCUAAAGGCUCUUAAAGAAUUAAUAAUCACCAAUCAUUAUAAUCCAAGGCAAUUGUUUGAUGUUUUAUUGUCUAUAUGGCAGGCGAAAGAUAUUCGCCUCGUGGAAACAGCUAAUGUCGAUAACAUUCUAGUGAACAGUGUGGAAAUGCAUUUGAAUGUAGAACAAUUGACUAUAGUCAAUGAUGAAAAUCCUUUGCCCUCCAAUAUCAUUAGUUCACUGCACCUAUUAACUGAUUUGCGUAAAUUACGCUUCAAAAGUUGCCAAAUAAAAUCCAAAAAUUUUAUUAAUCUCCUCAAGAAUACUCCUCAAUUGCAGGACAUAAGUUUUGAGCAUUGUCAAUUUGAUGUUGCUAAUAUUUGUGUUAAAGUUGAGGAAAUAAUUACAAAUCGCUCGGAGAAAUUAAGACUGAAUAUGUUUGAGAAUAGACUGAUGGAGAAUUCGGAAAGACCUGCCUGGUCUAGAGGAAUGGAAGAGAUUUUAUAUGUUGUAGUGGAUGUACUUGGACAACAUAAUUUAAUAGAAUUGACCCAGUUUAAGGGAACCGAUUUAUGUUAUGAACCUUUAUAUGUUGUAUAUCGAUAACACUUAUUCAUUCCUAUAUAUUUACAUAUGUAUAUUAAUAAAAAUCAGUAAAGUAUUUGCAUUUUCAGAUUA